AUGCCCAAGAAUAGAAAAGAACAUUCGCCUGACAAUCCGCCUAGCAACCGGCGCUUUGAGUUUUCCUGGACUCAAAGUGUGAAAUUGGCUACCGGCCGAGGGAAUGAAGGCAACCAGGCAUACCCCCGAAAUUAUGCGACUUGAAGGAAAAUCAAAUUACGCAAGAACAUUCGUAUAGGCACUUGGUAUGUGCGUGGGCUCCUCGAUAAAGGUAAAUUACACAUCCUGGGUUAGGAACUUCAAAGGUGCGACUCCAUUAUCACCGGUUAAAGCGAGACUCACUUGAGAAAUAGUGGCCACAGCGACUUGGAUAAACACACCAUCUAUUAUUCAGGAGACGAACUACCAAUUCCUAAAUAUUGGACUAAAUCGCUGCUGGGUUAUAACCCCGUCAGCAAUCGAAUUAUAACAAUGAAGCUCGAUGCAUCACCCACCCCAUUGAGCAUUAUACAGGUACAUGCACCCACCAGCACGGCGGAAGACAAAGAUGUAGAAAACUUCUACAAUGACAUUGAAUCCUCAAUUGCAAGGACUGUUUGAGGAGAGAGACUACUCCAGUUCGCUGCUGACAACGGCCUCACCAUCAUGAAUACCGUAUUCCAGCAACACCGCAGACAGCUGCACACCUAGACGUAUCUUGAUGGUAAACACAAGAAUCAAAUUGACUACAUACUUGUUCGAUCUUGAUGGCGAAGCCUAUGCAAACGUCAGCACUGCAUGUCAGAUGACACCUGGUGCCUCGUAGAAUGCCUGCGUGAGAUGAAAGCCAAAGGUGCAUUAGUCUAGGAUCUAUAUUCAAUGGGUGCUCAGAUUUAAUCUUCUUCGCGCAGAGAUCGUAACAACCAUCUCUGAAACAUCUACUUAGAGUUGGAAAAAAACGCAGAGCACCACGAAACAAAAGAUUUAUUUAUAUAUUCUAUAUAGGAGUAUAUUUAAUAAGAUAUAUUUAAGAAGAUUCGUUGCAUCACUCGUCAAUAAACCUGGGCUGUCGGGUACUCAAAUGGAGCGACUGUAACGGAAAUCAUGGAUAUCGUGGGUGUGGGGAGAGCAUUCUGUAAGAAUCUUUUUACCGACAGCAGUACAUCAUUGGUUAACAGUAGUGCUUCUUUGGAGGGUACCUAUAUUGAUAAAGAACCUAGGGUGCUGAUUAGUAAAUUUAGAGCCGCUAUUCAACACCUGAAGAAAAACAAAGCUGUGGCAAACUUUGACGACAUCCCGAUAGAGAUCUUCAAAGCAACGGGAACCGGAGUUGAAAUGCUGCAUGUAAUCUGCUAUCGUGUUUGGGACACGGAAAAAUGGCCUAAAGACUGUGCGUACUCCGUGUUCGUACCACUACACCAGAAGGGGUCCACAAAAAAAUGUAGCAACUACAGACUCAUAGCUCGGACCUCACACACCAGAAAGGUCCUCCUUCAUGUCAUCAAAACCAGACUGAAAACUUUUCUGAAUCCGAAAAUAGCUCAGGAACAAGCAGUUUUCGUCAAGGGUCGAGGGACCAGGGAGCAGAUUUUAAUACUUAGACAAAUCAUCGAGAAAUCUAGAGAGUUUAACAUCCCACUAUAUAUCUGCUUUGUUGACUUUCGCAAGGCCUUCGACACCGUAAAAUGGCAUAAACUCUGGGACGUUCUACGCGAGAUGGGAGUUCCCAAUCAUUUAGUUCGUCUCAUACAUCGACUCUACGAGGACAGAACUGCGACUGUUCGGAUUGAUGACGUUGACUCGGAAAGUUUCCACACACGCGCUGGUGUUCGGCAGGGAUGCAUUCUCUCUCCACUUAUAUUCAAUAUAUACACAGAGUGCAUCAUGAGAAUUGUUUUAGAGCAAUGGGACAAGGGGGUUUCAGUGGGAGGAAGGAAAACAUCGAACUUAAGAUACGCUGAUGAUACAACCCAAAGGUACGUAUACCUACGUAUCCUUGUCCAAAGCUACGUAUACCUCUGCUCCACGAUCACGAACACUGGUGGGUGCGAAGACGAGAUCCGCAGGAGAUGUGCUAUCACAUGAUCUGCCGUUGACAAACUUAAUAAGGUCUGGUGCGACAGCAACAUCACUAAAGCCACGCCGGUCCGCCUGAUGAGAAGCUUAGUUUUCCCAAUUUUCUUAUAUGGUGCGGAAACGUGGACGGUGCGCCUGAAAGACCGACGCAAAAUUAACGCACUAGAGAUGUGGUGCUGGCGACGACUGCUGCGAAUUCCUUAGACUGCGUUUUGGACCAAUGUUUCGAUAUUGGAAGAACUCAAGGUGAAGGAGAGAUUAUCGUCGACUGUCCAAAUACGAAUCCUCAAGUACUUAGGGUACGUUACACGAAAUCAAAACUCCAUGGAACGACUCGUCGUCCAAGGACGAGUGGAAUGCAAGCGGUCACGAGGUUGGUCACCUACGCAUUGA
This is a messenger RNA of Leptidea sinapis, 2388 nucleotides long. RefSeq lists its product as uncharacterized. NCBI's taxonomy places the organism in Eukaryota, Metazoa, Arthropoda, Insecta, Lepidoptera, Pieridae. The record is from RefSeq and is a predicted model, not a curated record.